Molecule: messenger RNA, 1972 nt
Organism: Lolium perenne
Lineage: Eukaryota; Viridiplantae; Streptophyta; Magnoliopsida; Poales; Poaceae
Product: carboxyl-terminal-processing peptidase 2, chloroplastic
Biological process (GO): proteolysis
Molecular function (GO): serine-type peptidase activity; protein binding; endopeptidase activity
Source: RefSeq, a predicted model, not a curated record
AUGCAAAGAUGGCUUUACAUAAAUGGGCCUACAGACAGAAAGGCUCAACCUUAUCCAAGGCCCACUUAUUUUACAAACAUUUCUGGGCCACAGAAAAGAACCAGCUCCUCCCCUGAAAAAAACCUUGUCUCCUCCGCCACACACUCUCGCUCUGUUCUCCUCGAGCUCACCUCCACCCUCUCCCGCGCGCUGCUCCUCCCGCCACACGGCCGCCGCCGCUCCAUGCUGCUCCCAAUGCGCCGCCCCCCGGCGGCCCCUUCCCGCCCGUCCUUCCCUCCGCACGUUUCCUCCCUCGUGCUCCGGCGACAGCUGCACGGUCGGGCGGGGGGCGAAUUCGAGCUCCGGUUCAGACAGAUCGACCGGGUCCGGCUAUGCACGGUGGCGCGAGCGAGCCCGGUGGAGGCGGACGCCUCCGCCGCAGGGUUCGGCCGCCGCGCGAUCGUCGGGGUGGUGCUCGCCAUGUCCCUCUCCGCGCCCGCCUACUACAGAGCCCCGCCUCCAUCGUCUGCGCUCACGGAGGAGAACUUGAUUUUCCUCGAGGCGUGGCGGGCGGUCGACCGUGCCUACUACGACAAGUCCUUCAACGGGCAGAGCUGGUUCAGGUACCGAGAGCGCGCUCUCCGCGAAGAGCCGAUGAAUUCCCGGGAGGAGACAUAUGCAGCAAUAAAGAAAAUGCUCUCAACCUUGGAUGACCCGUUCACUCGUUUCUUGGAACCCGAGAAGUUCAAGAGUUUGCGGUCUGGCACGCAAGGUGCCCUCACGGGUGUAGGUUUAUCCAUUGGCUACCCACUGGCGCUCAAUGGAUCACCUGCAGGACUGUCUGUGAUGUCAGCAGCCCCAGGGGGUCCUGCCGAAAAGGCUGGCAUCAUCUCUGGAGACGUUAUUUUGGCGAUUGACGACAGAAGCGCGCAAGACAUGGACAUAUAUGACGCAGCAGAUCGCUUACAGGGUCCUGAAGGAAGCUCGAUAAAUUUGACCAUUCGCAGUGGAGCUGAUACUAGACAUGUUGUUUUGAAGAGAGAAAGAUAUACUUUAAACCCAGUAAGGUCAAGGAUGUGUGAGAUUCCAGGUUCAGAGGACAGUUCAAAGAUCGGUUACAUCAAACUAACAACGUUUAACCAAAAUGCUGCAGGAUCUGUUAAGGAAGCUAUUAAGAAAUUAAGGGACAACAAUGUAAAGGCCUUUGUGUUGGAUCUGCGGAAUAACAGCGGUGGUCUUUUUCCUGAAGGGAUUGAAAUUGCGAAGAUUUGGAUGGACAAGGGUGUCAUUGUAUAUAUAUGUGAUAGCCGUGGUGUCCGUGACAUUUAUGAAGCAGAUGGAGCUACCACGAUUGCUGCAUCAGAACCUCUAGUUGUCCUGGUAAACAAAGGAACCGCAAGCGCAAGCGAAAUCCUUGCUGGAGCACUAAAAGACAACAAGAGAGCAGUUGUCUAUGGGGAACCAACAUAUGGAAAAGGAAAGAUCCAGUCAGUGUUUGCGCUUUCUGAUGGCUCAGGGUUAGCCGUGACAGUGGCACGCUAUGAAACACCUGCUCAUACGGACAUCGAUAAGGUUGGUGUGAUUCCUGAUCGCCCAUUGCCUGCGUCGUUCCCAACCGACGAAGAUGGCUUUUGCAGCUGCCUCAAGGACCCUGCUUCUCCUUGCAACCUUAACGCUGCACGGCUGUUCGCGAGAUCAUGACCUAAUCACAUUGCAAUGAGCAGCUGUGUGUCGUUCCCAACUGACAAAGAUGGCUUCUGCAGCUGCCUCAAGAACCCUGCUUCUCCUUGCAACCUUAACGCCGCACGCCUGUUCGCGAGAUCAUACCUGAUCACGUUGCAAUGAGCAGCUGUGCUCUCCACAUUUUGGGCUUCUGGUAGUUGGGUGCGUUUUUGUUCAUAUAGGCGUUUCUCUAAUUUGGGGUGCGUUGCUGAUCAAAUUCUUUUUGUUGUAAACUAAUGGUGUGUCUCCAAGGAGAAAACUGUUAACUGUA